Molecule: messenger RNA, 4041 nt
Organism: Eremothecium sinecaudum
Lineage: Eukaryota; Fungi; Ascomycota; Saccharomycetes; Saccharomycetales; Saccharomycetaceae
Gene: ADE6
Product: phosphoribosylformylglycinamidine synthase
Exons: 1
Coding region: 1-4041 (1346 amino acids)
Biological process (GO): 'de novo' IMP biosynthetic process
Molecular function (GO): phosphoribosylformylglycinamidine synthase activity
Source: RefSeq, a predicted model, not a curated record
AUGACUGUGAAGAUUAUUCCAGGUCCUCAAGCUCUUUCCCCAUUCAGGGUGGAUAACUUGGUGAAAGGAUUGGAAAUCUACUGCGAACGGUCAGCCUUUAUUCAAGACAUCCGUUCUUGUUAUCUACACUAUGUGGAGGUUAAGCAAGAACUUGGGGACGCUGAAUCUGAACUCCUAGAUGCUUUGUUAAAAUAUGAUUCUCCGUUAGAUAUGAGUGAUAAUUUAAAUCAGUUGAUGGCCGAUGCCUUGGUUAAUAAUAAAGAGGGUUCUUUAGGUGACGACACUUAUUUGAUUAGAAUUGUGCCCCGUCCAGGAACAAUUUCACCAUGGUCAUCUAAGGCUACGAAUAUUGCUGAGGUUUGCAACUUGAAGGAGUUCGUUGGUCGCUUGGAAAGAGGCUUCGCUUUGUUGGUGAAAACCGUUCCAGGCUUUCCAUUGUCCGAAGUUUUGAAUGAUGUUUCGUUGAAAUCAUGUUACGAUAGGAUGACGCAGGUGUUAUAUAUUAACGAGUGUCCAUCAACCGAUGCGAUGUUUUCACACGACCAGCCCAAGCCUCUAGUUCAUGUUCCAUUAGUUGCUCCUAAUGUGUCACCAUCUGAGCUACUUGCAAAGGCUAACACAGAGUUAGGCCUUGCUUUAGACGAAGGUGAAAUCAAGUACCUGGUGCAGGCUUUUGUCGAAAUCAUGCACAGGAACCCAACUGAUGUUGAGUUAUUUAUGUUUGCUCAAGUCAACUCUGAGCACUGUCGUCACAAGAUCUUCAACGCUGAUUGGACGAUAGAUGGCGAAAAGAAGCCCAUGUCUUUGUUUAAAAUGAUUAAGAACACUCAUGAGCAGGUACCAGAUUACACUAUAUCUGCCUAUUCUGAUAAUGCAGCAGUUCUGGACGGCCACGAUGCUUACUACUAUGCUCCAGACUUUACUACCAAGGAAUGGACGGCUAUCAAGGAAAGAGUCGCUAUGUUAAUUAAGGUUGAAACACAUAACCACCCAACAGCAGUUUCCCCAUUCCCAGGUGCUGCUACAGGAUCUGGUGGUGAAAUUAGAGAUGAGGGAGCCACUGGUAGAGGUUCCAAAUCCAAGUGCGGCCUUUCUGGAUAUUCUGUUAGUGACCUACUUAUCCCAGGAAAGACCCAGCCUUGGGAAUUGGACGUGGGAAAGCCAUCUCACAUUGCGUCAGCUUUGAACAUCAUGAUUGAAGCUCCGUUAGGUUCAGCGGCUUUCAAUAAUGAGUUUGGUAGACCAUGUAUAAAUGGUUAUUUCAGGACUUUAACCACUAAAGUUACUAACGCUGACGGCGAGGAAGAGGUUAGAGGUUUCCAUAAGCCAAUUAUGAUUGCCGGUGGUUUUGGUGCUGUAAGGCCCCAAUUUGCCUUGAAGAAUAAGCCAAUUACCCCAGGCUCCGCAUUGAUUGUUCUUGGAGGACAAUCAAUGUUGAUUGGAUUGGGCGGUGGUGCCGCUUCUUCAAUUGCUGCAGGUGAAGGUUCUGCUGAUCUUGAUUUUGCAUCUGUUCAAAGAGGAAAUCCUGAAAUGGAAAGACGUUGUCAGCAAGUUAUUGAUGCCUGUGUUUCUCUUGACGGCGCUAACCCUAUUCAAUCCAUUCAUGAUGUUGGCGCCGGCGGACUUUCAAAUGCUUUACCGGAAUUAGUUCAUGACAAUGACCUAGGUGCUAUAAUUGACAUUAGAAACGUUCUCUCUUUGGAAUCAGGAAUGUCUCCAAUGGAGAUAUGGUGUAACGAGUCUCAAGAACGUUACGUUCUGGGAGUUUCACAAGAAGAUCUAGAAACAUUCAAAGCAAUUUGUGAAAGAGAAAGAGCGCCAUACUCAGUAGUUGGCCAAGCUACCUCCGAGGAGAGGUUGAUUGUCACCGAUUCACUGCUAAAUACAACACCUAUUGAUUUGGAAAUGCAUAUAUUAUUUGGAAAGCCUCCAAAGAUGUCAAGAAACACUGUAACUGAGAAUUUAAUAUUACCAGCUCCACAAUUAAAUGUAAUUCCAUCUUUGAAUGAUGCUAUUGACCGUGUUCUCCAUUUACCAUCUGUUGGUUCGAAGUCAUUUUUAAUUACAAUUGGCGAUAGAACAGUUACUGGUUUGAUUGAUCGUGACCAAUUCGUUGGACCAUGGCAAGUACCUGUUGCAGAUGUUGGUGUAACUGCUACUUCACUAGGUGAAUCUAUUAUUUCCUCUGGUGAGGCUAUGGCAAUGGGAGAAAGACCGCAAAAUGCAUUGAUCAACGCUGGUGCAUCAGCAAAGCUGGCGGUUGCCGAAUCAUUGUUGAAUAUAUUAGCCGCUGACGUAAGAUCCUUAAAGCAAGUUAAACUCUCUGCAAAUUGGAUGUCUCCAGCCUCACACCGUGGUGAGGGUGCUAAGUUAUAUGAAGCAGUCCAGGCUAUUGGUAUGGAUCUAUGUCCAGCAUUGGGUGUCUCCAUUCCAGUCGGGAAAGACUCAAUGUCAAUGAAGAUGAAGUGGGGUGAUAAAACAGUUACUGCCCCAUUAUCUUUGAACAUUACCUCGUUUGCCCCUGUUUCUAAUACAUCUAAAACUUGGACACCAUUACUACGUCGUGUAGACGAAACGGUAUUGGUAUUAGUCGAUCUCGCUGCAAACAUAGAAAAAUCUAUGGGUGGGUCGGCUUUGUUACAAGUUUAUAACCAGGUUGGAAACACUUCUCCUACUGUGCAUAACAAUGACAUCUUCAGGGGUUUCUUGCAUGCUUUGAUAGAAUUACAUGAAACUAAUAUUGUGCAAGCAUACCACGACAGGUCUGAUGGUGGGUUGUUAGUGACACUGCUAGAAAUGGCGUUUGCGUCCAGAUGUGGCUUGGAGAUUUUACCAAACAUCAGCGCAGAAGACAGUGCGUCACUUUUAGUAUCUUUAUUCAAUGAAGAGUUAGGUGCUGUUUUCCAAAUAUCCAAGACGGAUGUUGAACAGUUUAAGAACAUUUUGCAUAGAAAUGGCGUACCUCAAGACUUUGUAUCAGUCGUUGGUAUUCCAGUCUUUGAAUCUCAAUCAAUCACCAUUAUUGAUAAAACUGGUGUAAGAUUAUAUGAAAGCACUAGAGCUGAUCUACAAAAGGCAUGGUCAUUUACUUCAUACGAAAUGCAGAAAUUGAGAGACAAUCCAGUUACAUCAGAACAAGAAUAUUCUUUAAUUGCCGAAAAUAACGACCCUGGUAUCCAAUAUCAGUUGACAUAUAACCCAUUAGAUUCCGUAAAGAUCAACGAGUUGUCUGCUAUUAGACCAAAGGUUGCUAUCUUGAGAGAGCAGGGUGUUAAUGGUCAAAUGGAAAUGGCUUGGUGUUUCCAACAAGCUGGAUUCCAAGCUAUUGAUGUCACAAUGACAGAUUUGAUUGAAGGAAGAUUCCACUUGGAUGAUUUUACUGGUUUGGCAGCUUGUGGUGGGUUCUCAUACGGUGAUGUUUUGGGUGCCGCUGCUGGUUGGGCAAAGUCCGUGUUGUACAACAAAAGCAUGCGCAAGCAAUUUGAAACAUUUUUCCAGGAAAGGACAGAUACAUUUGCCUUUGGUGCAUGCAAUGGUUGUCAGUUCCUCUCCAGGUUAAAAGAUAUUAUUCCAGGCUGUGAAGACUGGCCUAGUUUUGAAAGAAACGAAAGUGAGCAAUACGAAGCCCGUGUUUGUAUGGUCGAGAUAGUGGAAAAUAAAGAUGCCGCUGCAGAAAGUGUGUUCUUAAACCGUAUGGUGGGUUCGAAGCUACCAAUUGCAGUUGCUCACGGUGAAGGUCGUGCUACUUUCAAGAAUGAAAAGCAAUUAGCAUCUUUUGAGAGCCAAGGUCUAACUAGUGUGAGAUACGUUGACAAUUAUGGAAAUGUAACCACCAAAUUCCCUCUAAAUCCUAACGGUUCUGUGAACGGUAUAACCGGUAUCAGAUCACCAAACGGUAGAGUUUUGGCUAUGAUGCCACACCCUGAACGUGUCUGUAGAAUAGAGGCUAAUUCUUGGUACCCAGAAGGCAAGUUUGAUGAAUGGCAAGGUUUUGGACCAUGGAUCGAGCUAUUCAGAUCGGCCAGAAGUUGGGUAGGUUAG